Messenger RNA from Labeo rohita (rohu), 2120 nucleotides. It is a transcript of the gene hnrnpd, whose product is annotated as heterogeneous nuclear ribonucleoprotein D. Gene Ontology annotation, biological process: regulation of gene expression. The record is from RefSeq and is a predicted model, not a curated record. The transcript is spliced from 8 exons. NCBI's taxonomy places the organism in Eukaryota, Metazoa, Chordata, Actinopteri, Cypriniformes, Cyprinidae. The coding region runs from base 205 to 1152 and encodes 315 amino acids. Gene Ontology annotation, molecular function: RNA binding. Gene Ontology annotation, cellular component: nucleoplasm.
UCAUUACGCGCAACUUCCGUUGCGCCGCCAUUUUGUGAAUGGACGCCGUUGCCAUCGACAUCCUGAAAGCAGACUAAAACAAACGCGACUGUGAGCCGAACUAAACACGAAUUACAGCCCGUUCGGUCGAGUUUAACCCUACGACGUUUUCCCUCAGGAAAAACCACCGUGAUAGCCCGUGUUUUCGCCGAGAAUUGAUCAAAGAUGUCGGAGGAGCAGAUUCUGGGCGAAGACCCGAUGAUGAUGAAGAUGGAGGAGAAUGAUGGAGAGGGUUUUGGUGAAGAGGACAUCUCCGGGGCUGAUGAUGGUGGGCAGGGAGAAGCUGAGGGAUCGAAGAUAGAUGCGAGUAAAAACGAGGAAGAUGAGGGGAAAAUGUUUGUUGGAGGGUUAAGUUGGGACACGACGAAGAAAGACCUGAAAGAUUACUUCACUAAAUUUGGAGAGGUGGUCGACUGCACCUUGAAACUGGAUCCUUUGACGGGCCGGUCCAGAGGAUUUGGCUUUGUUCUGUUCAAAGAUGCUGAAAGUGUGGAAAAGGUGAUCUCACAAAAGGAGCACAAACUGAAUGGAAAAGCGAUUGACCCUAAAAAAGCAAAGGCAAUGAAGUCUAAAGAGCCUGUGAAGAAGAUAUUCGUAGGAGGUCUUUCACCAGAUACUCCAGAAGAGAAGAUCAGAGAGUACUUUGACGCCUAUGGAGAGGUGGAAUCCAUUGAGCUGCCAAUGGAGAAUAAAACAAAUAAAAGACGAGGUUUUUGUUUUAUAACAUUUAAAGAGGAGGAGCCAGUAAAGAAAAUUAUGGAGAAGAAGUACCACAACAUCGGUUUAAGCAAGUGUGAGAUCAAGGUGGCCAUGUCAAAGGAGCAGUACCAACAGCAGCAGCAGUGGGGCGGAAGAGGAGGAUACUCCGGCAGAGCCAGAGGGAGAGGAGGUCCCAAUCAGAAUUGGAACCAGGGAUACGGAAAUUACUGGAAUCAAGGUUAUGGAAAUUACGGGAACUAUGGCUACAACAAUCAAGGCUAUGGUGGAUACGGGGGCUAUGAUUACUCGGGUUACAACAACUACUACGGAUAUGGUGACUACAGCAAUCAGCAGAGCGGCUACGGCAAAUCCCCGAGGCGAGGCGGCCAUCAAAACAGUUACAAGCCGUAUUAGCGAGAAACGCGUUGCAGGUAUGUUGUGGCGCGGCUCACGCCGACGCACCCUUAGCGUGUAAAUCAAUUCUAAUUUUUUUGCAAUGUACAUUGCUUAAUUUUUGUUCUCCUUUAAAGUUUCACAGCACCCUGAAGUGCUUUACAGUAGUGGUAACAUAGAGACUAUGUUGGCAGUAAUGUAACAGCUGGCUUUUGGCUGUUUCUUUGCCAUUUUGUUUAAGUGUAAAAAUUAACAGGUACAGUACUGCUAAAUGGGUACCAGAAAAUAAGGAAUUACAAGGAAAGAAAACCGAAGAAUGUUGUCUCCUAACUCUGACAUAUACCUUGUUUGUACCUGCCAGCGGGGACUUCCUUGCAGGCCAUGAGCUGACUUCCCGAUUGUCUCAGGCCCGCUCAAUGCGGACAGGGUACGAGAGGCGUACGCUCUCGAAUGCUCCCAUUUGGUAUGGUCUUCCAACAUCCUGUAUACGAAUUGUACAAUCAAAACAGCUACAGCAACAAAAACAAAAACAUAAAAAGGACACGUCAAGCUUUUAUCUUCUUACUUUUCUUACACGCAAGGGCGAAUUGAAAGUCAACCCUGAGAGGAGAAAACAAGAGGGCCUGACUUAUUUAAUGUGGAGUUGAUCGACACGUUACUACACUUUGGUGGCCAUUUAACUCACCAGCUCAUUUAAAUAAGAAAUUACUUUAAAGGACACGUGCUAAAGAACAUUUCAAAUGAUAACGUCCUGCAUAUUUGUUCUUGUGUUUCAUUUGUUGUAGCUUGUGUGUUUAUAAUCGUAUUCCCUGCUGUGUUGAGUACAGUGAACUACAGAGAGCCCAGAUCAUUUAGAAAUUAUUUGUAUACAGGUCUAUUAAUUUAUUGCUUAAGUGCAUACAUUUAAUAUCAUUUCAUAUUGCAGUAUUUUGCUACAGAGUCAUGUAAACCAUUGGAAAAGACGGAAAAAAUAAAGUGUAUGAACCUUA